AUGAUUAAAAUUAAAUAGAAAGUUGAGAAUUCUUAGCAACCUUUCUUAAGAUAGAGAUUAAAAAUCGACUAACAUGUCAAAUUAAAUUUAAUUAAUAGUGUGAAUAAUGAUCAUUUAACAGUUUAUUAGGUUAUAUUCAUAAAUUAUUAAUUUAGGCAGCUAAGCUUUACAAAUUAAAGUAUUCUACUGCAAAGCAUAUUUUUAGAAAUUAUCAAAGAGAUAUCGCUAAUUUCUUUUCGAAAUAAAGAAAAAAAAGAUAAAUAUGUAAAUGUUAGAAUAUUAUUAUUGAUGUUGUUACAGGAGAAAUAAAAUUAUUUGAAUAAAAUAAUACUUUUCUAAUAAAUAUGAAAGAAAGGAACAUUAAUGCUUUGAAUAACUAAAUACUUUCCAUUUUAUCAUAAUAAAUAUUAUAAGAAUUCAAAAAUACUAAGAACGAUUAUAACAUUAAUUAGAAACAUAGUUUAGAUGAAUAAUUGGUUAACAUAAAAAGAGUGUUAAAUAAUUAAUAUUUGAAGAUGCUUGUUAAUUAUAAUUGA
Molecule: messenger RNA, 536 nt
Organism: Paramecium pentaurelia
Lineage: Eukaryota; Ciliophora; Oligohymenophorea; Peniculida; Parameciidae
Source: the annotation of a GenBank genome assembly